Protobothrops mucrosquamatus (brown spotted pit viper) is the source of this 1395-nucleotide messenger RNA. RefSeq names its product cytochrome P450 2J6-like. The coding region runs from base 1 to 1395 and encodes 464 amino acids. Gene Ontology annotation, molecular function: heme binding; iron ion binding; oxidoreductase activity, acting on paired donors, with incorporation or reduction of molecular oxygen, reduced flavin or flavoprotein as one donor, and incorporation of one atom of oxygen. Gene Ontology annotation, biological process: xenobiotic metabolic process; arachidonate metabolic process. The transcript has 9 exons. The record is from RefSeq and is a predicted model, not a curated record. Lineage: Eukaryota; Metazoa; Chordata; Lepidosauria; Squamata; Viperidae. Gene Ontology annotation, cellular component: cytoplasm; intracellular membrane-bounded organelle.
AUGUUGUAUUUCCUGAAACAACUAUGGUCCCGCAGAAAUUAUCCUCCUGGGCCCUUUCCACUUCCAUUCAUUGGAGUCGCAUGGCAGACUGGAAUCCGAGUAACUCCGACACUUUUAAUCAAGCUGGCUAAGCGAUAUGGAAACAUCUACACAAUAUGGUCGGGACACAUGGCUGUAGUGGUCUUCUCUGGAUUUCAGGCAGUCAAAGAAGCCCUCAUUCAAACUGAAGAUUUUGCUGAGCGACAAAUGACUCCCUUUUUUAAAGAGGCCUUUAAAAACAAGGGUAUUAUAUUUUCAAAUGGUCAAAACUGGAAGCAACAAAGACGGUUUGGCCUAAUCACUAUGCGGAAACUUGGACUUGGGAAGAAAGGCAUGGAGAAUCGAAUAGAAGAGGAGGCCCAUCGGUUGGUGAAAAUCUUUGCACGUGCAAAAGAACAGCCACUGGAUCCUUCUUUGCCUGUCACCACUGCAAUCUCCAAUUUGAUUUGCUUUAUGGUUUUUGGAUACAGAUUUUCUGCCAAAGAUGAAAAGUUCCAGAAAAUGUUAAUAAACUUGAAUUGCUAUAUGAAAUUUGGAGGCAGCUUUAUUUACCUGCUGUAUGAAUUGUUUCCAUGGUUGAUGAAACAUCUUCCUGGGCGUCACCAGAGAGUGUUCCGUGCUUUAAACGAUGUCAUCUCGUUUGCCAAGGAAGAGGUAGAGAAGCACAGGGAACUUCAGUCACUGCACGACCCCCAGGAUUUCAUUGAUUACUACCUUCUUGAGAUGGACAAGUUGGCAGUGCCUGGCCUUCGGGCCCUUUUUGAAACCCAUUUUUAUACGCAUCCAAUAAUAUUUGCAUUUAGAUUGCUCCUAAUCACUUUCUCCUAUGUCCGUGAGAAAGUCCGCAAGGAAAUAGAAGAUACAUUGGAUCCCACCCAUUCAAUCUGCUAUCAAGAUCGGGUGAAACUCCCGUAUACCUAUGCUGUGAUUCAUGAGGUUCUCCGUCUGAAAUAUGUCUUAAUUGUUGGUGUCCCCAGGCAAAGUGCCAGAGAUGUGAACCUCUAUGGAUAUCAUAUUCCAAAGGGGACUUUGGUUGUUACAGAUCUGAACUCGGUGCUUUAUGAUCCCAAGAGAUGGGAAACUCCUGAACAAUUCAACCCGCACCAUUUUUUGGACAAGGAUGGACAUUUUGUACCAAGGGAAGAAUUUUUGCCAUUUGGAGCAGGGCCUCGGGUGUGCCUGGGUGAGCAAAUGGCGAGGAUGGAGCUCUUCCUUUUCUUGACCAUCCUGUUGAAGUCCUUUAAGUUUCAGCUGCCAGAAGGAGCCAAAGAACUCAGUCUGGAACCCAUUAUGGGAUUAUCGUUGCACCCUCAUCCUUACAAACUUUGUGCUGUUCCUUACUGUAGGACCCCGUAA